Messenger RNA from Topomyia yanbarensis, 2771 nucleotides. It is a transcript of the gene sqd, whose product is annotated as RNA-binding protein squid. Lineage: Eukaryota; Metazoa; Arthropoda; Insecta; Diptera; Culicidae. The transcript has 7 exons. Gene Ontology annotation, biological process: regulation of gene expression. The record is from RefSeq and is a predicted model, not a curated record. Bases 484 to 1317 code for a protein of 277 amino acids. Gene Ontology annotation, cellular component: nucleoplasm. Gene Ontology annotation, molecular function: RNA binding.
GACAAAUAGGAAGCAGACGCUCAUCCCGGUCAGUACGCAGUAUUCUUUCUCUUCGGGUUCAUUGUUGGAGACAGACGCGAUCGUACGAUAGAAUCGCGCUAAGGGAAAGUGCUUUGUAGAUCUCUAGUUUACUGGAAGAAAUUAGUUUUUCCAACUUUUAACUCAUUCGUUUAAACGAAGGAAAGUGUUUUUAACGAAAUUAACUAAUUUUCGGCUUGAGAAGCUAAAAGUGUAAGUUAAGUGUAAGCUAACGAAAAAGUAAAAUGGCCGAUAAUCAAGAUCAGGAAAUGAACGGAAACGGUCAAGAUUUUGAUCAGAAUGGUGAGCAAAAGCAAGAAAAUGGAGCGGAGGCAACGCCGGUUCGGGAUGACGACAGGUUGUUGAGAGUGACAGAGACCCAGUAGCCUCUGUGAGACAAGAAUGGACAGCUGAGAGAGACAGACAUGUGGGAUUCUGCACCAGGCUGUGCGAGAGACACAAGAGAUGAAAGAUGAGGAACUGAAGGAACACUUCGGGCAGUACGGAGAGAUUGAAAGCAUAAAUGUCAAGACAGACCCCAACACUGGCCGUUCGCGAGGAUUCGCAUUCAUCGUGUACAAAAGUGCCGAUUCUAUCGAUAAGGUUGUUGCGGCAGGCGAUCAUGUCAUCAACAAUAAGAAGGUUGACCCGAAAAAAGCCAAAGCCCGCCACGGUAAAAUCUUUGUUGGUGGCUUGACCGCCGAGGUUAGCGAUGAUGAGAUCAAGACCUUCUUUUCGCAGUUUGGCAACAUUGUUGACGUCGAAAUGCCAUUCGAUAAGCAAAAGAAUCAGCGAAAAGGUUUCUGUUUCAUCACUUUCGAUUCGGAGCAGGUCGUAAAUGAACUCCUGAAGACGCCGAAGCAAACCAUUUCUGGCAAGGAAGUGGAUGUAAAAAAGGCUACUCCGAAGCCAGAUAAUAUGCAGAUGGCUGGCCCAAUGGGCGGACGAGGAGGCAUGCGUGGUCCACCACCACGAGGCAUGCGAGGUGGACGCGGGGGACCUGGAGGACCCAAAGGUUACGGACAAGGUUGGGGUGGACAAGGAUAUGGCGGCGGAUACGGCCAGGGCGGUUAUGGUGGAUACGGUGACUAUUACGGCGAUUGGGGAUGGGGCUACAACGGUUAUGAUUACUCCCACUACGACGACUAUUAUGGAGGUUACAACGACAGCUACGGAAUGAAUGGCGGUCGACCUGUCGGCCCUCGAGGGGGUAAAGGCGCCGGUGGUUACCAGGGUGGCAAGCAGCGAGGUGGUGGCGGUGGUGGUGGCAACCGCCAACCAAGGCAUACCCCGUACUAGAUCCAGCGGACACAAACACAAACCCUGUUCCCCUCCCAUUUUUAAUUAUACUAUAGACUAGUAGUUUAGCACCCAAAACCAACAAAAAACCUUGAGAAGAAAACAUUAGAAAAUAAGCUCUGUAACAAUUCCUACUCGAGGUCCGGUAAUACAGUUGGAAUGAGCAAAACAACAAGAUCGUGUGGAAGAGGCAGCAAAUCAGAGAGCAUCCGUAAUGAGUAGUACACCUCUCCUCCGGACAAUUCCGAAGCUUCCAGGGUAAAUAUUGGUUUCAAAUGAAAUCGUCCAAAAUGAAGGGAAACACCGAGGAGAGAUUUCUUACUGCAAUUCAUUUGUGUGUUACACUCGUUAGUGGAUGAAUUAUUUUUGUUUUGCUCUUCGCUUCAUUGCAGCGCAUAUAAAGUAAAUUGAUUUACGACUUAAGAUUCACAUUGAUACUAGAUGGCAUAACAUGAAACAUUGAGGAGUUAAUACAUUCUGAUAACCGGAGGAGAUAAAUUUCCACGAAUUGCGGUUUGGAAUAAAAUGAAUCGUUCAAAAGUAAUCAUUUAAAUAUUAUUUUCUAUAUAAUGAAUGAUGAAAAUUAAUACUUGACGAGUAACUGCAUUAUAACGAAUGACUUAUAAAAGAAUGGCACUAGGCAUAUUUAUUAAAUGCAGUAUUAGAUUCUACUGUACCUCAUGUUUCAAUGGUAUAAAAUACAAAUAAAAAUACAUUUUAAAUAAUAUAGUCAACUGGUCACAUCCAAGUUUUUGAAAGUUUGCCGUUCAAUUCUAUCACGUCAUUUAGUACACGCGAUAUGUUAGAAUGUGACCAUCAGUGUGCUGGGAUUCUUUUUCGGUGGUUCCAUUUAAGUUUCGGUCGACAUGUUCCCUCCCAAUGUUUCGAACUGUUCUAUUUUUAGGUGUCUCGUUUGUCCGUAACCUUGGCUGCCACUAUAGACACAACAUAAGAGUUGAAGAUUUCAGUUGUCACUCCACUAGGAAACUACUUUUAAGCACAGAAACUAGAAAUCAUGACUGAUAUAUUUAGCAGUUGUGCAAAACGGAGGCCAAGUGUUUCAUGUAAUCGUUCGAUUUGGCAGGCAAUAGAAAAGGGAAAGUUUAGGCGUAUAAUAUAUACAAAGACUUGUACCAUACUGAUACAGAGUGUCCUCGAAAUGUCGACUAAGGCAAAGUUAACGAUUAAUUUCGAUGUAUUUUAAUCGUGGCAUUUAUCGUUCUCUAAAAAUUAGAAAUAGAUACGCAGAGUAUGAUGCGUAUUGCUAAUUUGUUCACAGUACAGAAUGCUUAAGACAGGAAAGAACAACUAAACUACUUAAUUUAUAUUUUGCUAGGAACUAAGACACAGACUCAUACAACUCCCAACUAUUUAUGUAGGUCAUAACUCCAACAUCAGUAAUGUAUAUUUUUUCAAUGAAUGCAAUGGAAAAAUAAAAAGUAUAAAUCGCCAAA